ACGGAGACCUGCGGAUGCCAGACAGCAAUCCAGAAGCUCUGCCCACGGAGUAGUAACUCGGCCCGGUGGCCUGCUUGUACCACGCUUCAGUGGGACUCCAAGAAAGUAGGAGCGAGAUGGCCACUAAAACUAUGGUGGGCGUGGCCGGUCUAUUCCGGAGAAGCCUGGUUGAGAUCCGGGAUUGCUGUCGAACACUUGCACAAGGUUAAGCCGGGCAGCACGCCCGUCUCAGUCACGUGACGUCACUGAGCUUGGAUUUAAGCUGAGACGAAACGAAAGCGUUACUUAUCGGCACCUGACGCGCUGUUAGGGACUGCGACCGGGCGCUGGACUGCGUAGCCUGCUUCGGAUCUGAUCGAGUGUAAGCUCGUGGGCAGUCUCAGGUAACGAAGACGGACGACUUUGGCCCCAAAGACACCUGUUGAUUUUUUUUCCCUACUUCGGCAUGUGGAAGCGCAGGGUUGUGUUUUGGCUCGCCGAGAGGAUGGAGUCCUCCAUACCCCAUAUCUAUGGGUUGUGAACUUUGACUGCUUAUGGGCUGCGUUGUAUCUGUGGCGAAGCUCUCCGCUCUGCAGUGCCGCUUUACUCCUUCUCAUGAAUUUCUGCCCGCCGCCCAGAGGCUGCCGCUGCAACAUCUUGGAUUAUCCUGAUAUCUUGUUUCACCAGAACUCAAAUUACAGUUCAUACACGGACAGUAUAUUUAACGUUUCGGCGUGACAGCACCUCCUCCAAGUUCUAUGAUGAUGCCUUUCACGUUAUUUUCCCCAGAUUUUUAAAACUUCAAGUAAGGAGUAAUAAUCUGUUUUAAGUGUUAUAGCUUAUUUCUGGACUGACUUUGUGGCUCACAGCAGCGCUCAGGCUGAUGGAUCAUGGGUCGGACUUCCACCUUCCACUUGUGACUGGGGGCUGCCCUCGGGGCCGGGUGGGACUGUGGCCCACUUAUGGCACCCUGAAGGCCUGCCUGCCUGUCCUGGGGUGGCUGCCCAAGUACAGGUACAGCUGGCUCCAGAUGGACCUUAUUGCAGGAUUCACUGUGGGCUUGACCACUGUUCCUCAGGCUUUGGCCUACGCCGAGGUGGUGGGCCUGCCCCCACAGUAUGGCCUCUAUUCUGCCUUCAUGGGAGGAUUCAUCUACUGCAUUUUUGGAACAUCAAAGGAUGUGGUGUUGGGUCCGACGGCCAUCAUGUCCCUCUUGUGCGCUCCCCAUGUUGGCCACCACCCAGGACAUGCCGUGCUGCUGACCUUCCUCUGUGGUGUCAUCCAGGUCAUCAUGGCUCUCCUGAGGCUGGGGUUCCUGCUGGAUCAUAUCUCUGACUCUGUGAUCAAAGGCUUCACCUGUGCGGCUGCUGUUACUAUUGUUUUUGGGCAGCUGAAGAAUCUUCUUGGCGUUGAAGAUAUUCCACAACAGUUCUUCGAACAAAUGUAUUAUACCUGCAUGAAGAUUCCUGAAGCCAGGCCUGGCGAUAUCCUCAUGGGUGCUCUCUGCCUUGGUAUGCUAGUCUUCCUGCCCAAGUGGCUUAAGUCGUCUGGUCAGAAUUCAGAUGACCGCGUUUCCGGCAGCAGACGGCUUCAAGGCCUGAUCUGGGGUCUUGUAACAGCACGCAGCGUCCUGGUUGUGAUCAUCGCCACUUGCGUCGGCUGGUUCUUUGACUCCUCUGACUACAAGUUCCUGACCUUGACGGGAGAGGCCUCCCAGGGACUCCCGCCUCUCAAGCCCCCUCCUUUCUCAGAGACCACAUCCAACGGCACAGUGAUAUCAUUCAGUGACAUCGUGCAGAACUUAGAGGGAGGCUUGGUGAUCAUACCUCUGAUGGGUCUGCUGGAGAGUAUCGCCAUUGCCAAGGCUUAUGCCAGUCAGAAUGACUACAGAAUAGACACCAAUCAGGAAAUAUUCUCAAUCGGCCUCACCAACAUCCUGGGCUCCUUUGUCUCUUCGUAUCCCGUCACAGGAAGCUUUGGCAGGAGCGCGGUGAACUCGCAGACUGGGGUGUGUACACCAGCUGGCGGAAUUGUGACCGGCACCAUCGUGCUCCUCUCUCUGGCCUUCUUCAUGCCGUUCUUCCACUACAUCCCCAAAGCGUCGUUAGCCGCUGUCAUCAUCUGUUCCGUAGCGCCCAUGGCAGACCAUCGCGUGCUCCCAGACCUCUGGAGGAACCGACGUAUGGACCUGCUGCCCUUCCUAGUUACCUUCCUGAUCAGCUUCUGGGCCGUUCCGCUUGGCAUUGUGGGAGGCGUGUCUGCGUCUGGGAUAAUGAACAUAUACAAGCGCACUAAAAGUGUACAAAGAUCUAUAAAAACACUGGGAAACACUCAGAAUAUUUAACUUAUUUUUUUGAUGUAGGUUUUUGAACGUUUUUACUUCCCGAGCAGCAAAAGAACUAGGGGGGGAAGCAGAGGCCAAACUUGGAAGGAGCUGGAUGUAUCUCCUCAAGUCACUGGUGCCAAACAUGCUUCUCAGAACAUGCUUCUCUAGCAGGACAUGAGACCAAUAACUCACCCUGACUCUGGGGAUCUCCUUUUGAAAGGGAAUUUCAGACACGGGAAUUCGUUAAUCAAACAGAAAAACUGCUGGAAAAUAUUUAUUUAUGGAAUAAACAAUCACAACUUGACUCAGAA
Molecule: messenger RNA, 2616 nt
Organism: Paramormyrops kingsleyae
Lineage: Eukaryota; Metazoa; Chordata; Actinopteri; Osteoglossiformes; Mormyridae
Product: sodium-independent sulfate anion transporter-like
Biological process (GO): sulfate transmembrane transport
Cellular component (GO): membrane
Molecular function (GO): secondary active sulfate transmembrane transporter activity
Source: RefSeq, a predicted model, not a curated record